UGAGUCAUCUUCAUUUCCAUUUUGAUCGUUCCUUUGUAAUGUUGUUGUAAUAUUUGUAUAUGAUUAUAAUGUUAUUUUUAAAGUCUAUGCCUAUUUUACUUGCAUUGGUGAAUAUUAACAGUGCUAUACAACGUGAUAACUUCCACCAUAAUGUGAAGCGAGUAGUGAGAGACAUUUAUGAGUAUAACCAUCCACCUGCUUUCUCAGUUCCAGUAUCGAUAGUGUACGAAGAAGACCACCGGCAAGAAAAAUCUAUAGAACCAGAUGUGCAUGUACCAAAAUCUGAUGAUCAAGAUGUGAGUGAUGCGACCACCACUGAAACAAGUACUGCGUUGAGUGAGACAACUACAAGCAAAGUUUUAAAAGCUCAUUUUAGUGUAACUGAAGAACCUAAUUCAGGAGACGAGGUGACCAUACCUGUAGCUGUGAUAUACGAUGAGCCUCAACAUUUACCAAAGCCUAUGGCCUCUACUGAAAGCCAUUCACGUAAUAGACGACAAAGAAAACGAAAGUUAAAUAAAUCAAAUACAAAGAACAACGAUGAUAAAAGUCGGAACGUUCAGCAGGAAAAUAAGACUAGUGAACCAACUCAACCUGAAACUAGUACUUUAUUCCCUAAAAGAACAAAGGAACGGGAUCCUAUAGUUCCUAUAGUUCAAUCUGAGAAUUACGUGUUUGCGUACUCAGGAGAUUAUCAUUACAGUUAUGAAGGUGGUGAUGGCACGAGGGCUUCCAUGAAAGGACAGUUAAAAUCGUUUGAUGAUGACAAGACUGGCGAAGCAGUACAAGGCAGCUUUUCGUAUAUUGGAAAAGACGGCAAUGACUACAGCCUGACGUACACAGCAGAUGAGAAUGGUUACAGACCAGUCGGCGCGCACCUGCCCACGCCCCCGCCCAUACCUCCGGCCAUCGCCCGCGCCCUCAAGUAUCUCGCUACCAAGACCACCCCUGCUGAACCUGUGACUGAAUCUUUAUAGGGACGUGAGAAAGUGUAACGAACCCCGAAUACCUGAAAUCUAUGUUUUCAGAAAAUAUUCCGGUUUUGUUUUUGGAUUUGUUUGGUUGAACGUAUUAAAAUACCAAUCACAAAAUAAUUUUAAGGUAAUAGAUAAAUAUGCUGACACCUUUUACCUAAAUUACAUUAAUCGGUCCAAUCCAAAUCUAUAAUUUCAUCAUCAUCAUCAUCAUCAUCUCAGCCAUAGGACGUCCACUGCUGAACAUAGGCCACUUCCAAUGCUUUCCAUGUUACCCGAUUGGUAACGACCUGCGUAAUCUAUAAUUUGCCAAAUCAGAAACAAUAUGGCAUUCAUUCAUUAAGCUUCAGUUCUUGAUGUGAGUAAAUGAAAAAGUUUUGAAAGCAGUGUGUAUUCAUGUACGAGUAAAUUAGCAUAUGACGUUAAAUACAAAACGCUUGUACACAUAAUGUCGUGACAAGUUCUUAGUUUGGCACUUUGUUCAAUUACAAAUUGCACAAACUACUUAAACAUCCAUUGUCGGUAAACUGUUACAAUGUACCUAUUUAAUAAUAUGCUGAUAGCAAAUGCAAUGUUUGGUAUGCGUACUUCAUACCCAACUGUGCAUAUGUGAUAACUUGGAUACGAAGGAUAACUUUCAUGACUAAUUACGUAUCUAUUUGCUGUGUUAUCGUUAAGAAUUUUCCAGGGUGUUUCCAGAGCAGAGCUUUUAUAAACACAUUGUAUUGAUAUUUCAUUCCAUAAAAAUGGAAUAAUAUUAAGAAGAACUA
This is a messenger RNA of Ostrinia nubilalis (European corn borer), 1744 nucleotides long. RefSeq lists its product as uncharacterized. Gene Ontology annotation, cellular component: chitin-based extracellular matrix. NCBI's taxonomy places the organism in Eukaryota, Metazoa, Arthropoda, Insecta, Lepidoptera, Crambidae. The record is from RefSeq and is a predicted model, not a curated record. The transcript has 3 exons. Bases 60 to 977 code for a protein of 305 amino acids. Gene Ontology annotation, molecular function: structural constituent of chitin-based larval cuticle.